Messenger RNA from Miniopterus natalensis, 2941 nucleotides. The record is from RefSeq and is a predicted model, not a curated record. Lineage: Eukaryota; Metazoa; Chordata; Mammalia; Chiroptera; Miniopteridae.
AUGGGUGGGGCUCUGGGGCCAGCCCUGCUGCUCACCUCACUCCUUGGUGCCUGGGCAGGGCUGGGCCUCGGGCAGGGCGAACAGGCUGUGACGGUGGCCGUGGUGUUUGGCAGCUCGGGGCCACCACAGGCCCAGGCCCGGACCCGCCUCACCCCCCAGAGCUUCCUGGACCUGCCCUUGGAGAUCCAGCCACUCACCGUGGGGGUCAACAACACCAACCCCAGCAGCCUCCUCACCCAGAUCUGUGGGCUCCUGGGUGCGGCCCGGGUCCACGGCAUCGUCUUUGAGGACAACGUGGGCACAGAGGCCGUGGCCCAGAUCCUCGACUUCAUCUCCUCCCAGACUCACGUGCCCAUCCUCAGCAUCAGUGGGGGCUCUGCUGUGGUCCUCACCCCCAAGGUUCUCAUCCAAGUCUUCCCGGUCGGCCUCAUCAGCGUGGUCACCGAGAGCUGGCGGCUCAGCCUGCGCCAGAAGGUUCGCGACGGCGUGGCCAUCCUGGCCCUGGGCGCGCAUGGCUACCGGCGCCAGCACGGCGCGCUGCCUGCCCCGGCUGGGGACUGUCGCAGCCACCCCGGGCCUGUUAGCCCUGCCAGGGGGGCCUUCUACAGGCACCUACUGAACAUCACCUGGGAGGGCCGAGACUUCUCCUUCAGCCCUGGUGGGUACCUGGUCCAGCCCACCAUGGUUGUCAUCUCCCUCAACCGGCACCGCCUCUGGGAGAUGGUGGGGCGCUGGGACCAUGGCGUCCUCCACAUGAAGUACCCAGUGUGGCCUCGCUACAGUGCCUCCCUGCAGCCCGUGGUGGACAGCCGGCACCUGACGGUGGCCACACUGGAGGAGCGGCCCUUUGUCAUUGUGGAGAGCCCCGACCCUGGCACCGGCGGCUGUGUGCCCAACACUGUGCCCUGCCGCAGGCAGAGCAACCACACCUUCAGCAGUGGCGACACAGCCCCCUACACCAAGCUCUGCUGUAAGGGCUUCUGCAUCGACAUCCUCAAGAAGCUGGCCAAGGCGGUCAGGUUCUCCUACGACCUGUACCUGGUGACCAACGGCAAGCAUGGCAAGAGGGUGCGCGGCGUGUGGAACGGCAUGAUCGGGGAGGUAUACUACAAGCGGGCGGACAUGGCCAUCGGCUCCCUCACCAUCAACGAGGAGCGCUCCGAGAUCGUGGACUUCUCUGUGCCCUUCGUGGAGACGGGCAUCAGCGUGAUGGUGGCGCGCAGCAACGGCACCGUGUCUCCUUCAGCCUUCCUGGAACCCUACAGCCCCUCGGUGUGGGUGAUGAUGUUCGUCAUGUGCCUCACCGUGGUGGCUGUCACUGUCUUCAUGUUCGAGUACUUCAGCCCAGUCAGCUACAACCAGAACCUCACCAGCGGCAAGAAGUCUGGUGGCCCAUCCUUCACCAUCGGCAAGUCUGUGUGGCUGCUGUGGGCACUGGUCUUCAACAACUCGGUGCCCAUCGAGAACCCCCGGGGCACCACCAGCAAGAUUAUGGUCCUGGUCUGGGCCUUCUUUGCUGUCAUUUUCCUUGCCAGCUACACUGCCAACUUGGCUGCCUUCAUGAUCCAGGAGCAGUACAUCGACACUGUGUCGGGCCUCAGUGACAAGAAGUUUCAGCGGCCUCAAGACCAGUACCCACCCUUUCGCUUCGGCACGGUGCCCAACGGCAGCACAGAGCGGAACAUUCGCAGCAACUACCGAGACAUGCACACCCACAUGGUCAAGUUCAACCAGCGCUCUGUGGAGGACGCGCUCACCAGCCUCAAGAUGGGGAAGCUGGAUGCCUUCAUCUACGAUGCCGCUGUCCUCAACUACAUGGCAGGCAAGGAUGAAGGCUGCAAGCUGGUCACCAUUGGCUCUGGCAAGGUCUUUGCCACCACCGGCUAUGGCAUCGCCAUGCAGAAGGAGUCCCACUGGAAGCGAGCCAUAGACCUGGCGCUCCUGCAGUUCCUGGGGGACGGGGAGACACAGAAGCUGGAGACCGUGUGGCUCUCGGGGAUCUGCCACAACGAGAAGAACGAGGUGAUGAGCAGCAAGCUGGACAUCGACAACAUGGCCGGCGUCUUCUACAUGCUGCUCGUGGCCAUGGGGCUGGCCCUGCUGGUCUUUGCCUGGGAGCACCUGGUCUACUGGAAGCUGCGCCACUCGGUGCCCAACACGUCCCGCCUGGACUUCCUGCUGGCCUUCAGCAGGGGCAUCUACAGCUGCUUCAGCGGGGUGCAGAGCCUGGCCAGCCCCGCGCGCCCGCCCAGCCCGGCCCUGUCGGCCAGCUCGGCCCAGGCCAGUGUGCUCAAGAUGCUGCAGGCGGCGCGCGACAUGGUGACCACGGCUGGCGUGAGUAGCUCCCUGGACCGCGCCACGCGCACCAUUGAGAACUGGGGCAGCCGCCGGGCCUGUCCCGAGGGCGCGUGGGCCGGGCACCCCGCCUGGCCGCACCGACAGCACGCCUGCCUCUACGCCCAUGCCCGCCUGCCGCUCUGCUGGGGGGCUGUGUGCCCCCACCUGCCCCCCUGUGCCAGCCAUGGCCCCUGGCUGGCUGGGGCCUGGGAGCCUCCAGGGCGCAGGGGCAGGACCCUGGGGCUGAGCACAGGCUACAGGGACAGCGGGGGGCCGGGGGCCGGCAGGGCGGCCUGUGGGGCGCAGGGCUUCCUGGGACCCUGCGCCUGGAGGCGGAUAGACAGCUUGGAGUCAGAAGUGUGAGGUGUGGGCUGCUCUGCUUCCUGGGCAGCUGGACCCCCCACCUGGCACUGCCAGGGUUAGGGGCAGGCAGGCUCCGGCUUUUCGGACUUUUGCGGUGAAAUCCUGGCUGUGGAGCCCCAGCGACAAUGUCCUCCACCGUCAGUUCAGUGACCUCAGCGGCCUCGGGUCCUGGCCCGGGCUUGGUUCCUGCUGUCCUCCCAUCAUGUCAAAACCUUCCCCCAGGACCUGGGGUCACAGGGAG